Camelina sativa (false flax) is the source of this 947-nucleotide messenger RNA. Lineage: Eukaryota; Viridiplantae; Streptophyta; Magnoliopsida; Brassicales; Brassicaceae. The record is from RefSeq and is a predicted model, not a curated record.
ACGUUGACACUGGGAUUUGAUGAUGCUGCGCUCGCUCUCUCAAGUCUCAAUCAGGCUAUCGAAGAGAGAAGAAGAAGCAAAAGCACGCCGCGUUAAGGUUCCUCGCUUUCUGCUAAAUCAAGUCAAUAGUCGUCUUCUCAUCCUUCGUGACCUAUUUGAAACGUUUCGUCUCUGGUUUUGGUGUUGUCCAAUAUCAAUAUCUUGCCUGAGGGUUUCAAGUAUAUAGUGCCUUGAGUUCAAGAUAGUAUUUACUUAUACGAACAUAGAGAAGAAGGCUGUCUUGUUUUGUCUUGUCUUGCGUAUUCUCUCUAGAGUGAAGGAGAAGAUGUCCCAGAAGCGAAAUCUUCCUUCUUGGAUGAGUUCAAGUGAUCCUGAGGCUAGUCCAGGUAAGUCUCAUAGUAAGAAGCCCAAGGAUGAAAAUGAUAAGCAUAUUAAAGAGCAGACCAGUAGAAAUGCCUCUUCCAACAAUUCGCAACGCGGCAAAAGUUCAAAUGCUACGGAUCUCGCUAAACUUAUGGAUGGAGUCGUUUUUGUGCUCUCGGGCUUUGUUAACCCUGAGAGGAGCACACUUAGAUCACAGGCCUUGGCAAUGGGAGCCACAUAUCAACCUGACUGGAACUCUGACUCUACGUUGUUGAUUUGUGCUUUUCCUAACACUCCCAAGUUCCGUCAGGUCGAAACUAACUGUGGAACAAUAGUCUCGAAGGAAUGGAUAACCGAGAGCUAUAGGCAGAAGAAGUUGGUGGGUAUUGAGCAAUACCUUAUGCAUGCUGGCAAACCAUGGAGGAAAAGUAGUGUUCCUCAAGAUGCUAUCCGAGGUAACAGAAAUAUAUUGGAAAGGCUUUUUAGAUGGAAUCUUUGAUAACAGUUAACUGUCUCCAGAGGUUCAUAUAUAUCACCUUGUUUUAAGGUUGAUGUAUGACUAAAUGAUGAACAAGAGAUUAGCU